AUGGGGUGCUGCCCGGGGGACUGCUUCACCUGCUGCGGUCAGGACCAAAACUGCUGUGAAGAGUGUUGCUGCCAGUCGGCCUCCUGCGGCUGCGGGUCGUGCUGCGGCUGCUGCGGGUCGUGCUGCGGCUGCGGAGGCUCAGGCUGCGGAGGCUCGGGCUGUGGUGGCAGCUGCUGUGGCUCUUCUUGCUGUGGAUCGGGCUGCGGAGGCUCGGGCUGUGGUGGCAGCUGCUGUGGCUCUUCUUGCUGUGGAUCGGGUUGCGGGGGAGGCUGCUGUGGAUCCGGGUGCUGUGGCCCUGUGUGCUGCCAGCCCUCACCGGUGUGCGACACGAAGUGA
Messenger RNA from Lemur catta (Ring-tailed lemur), 336 nucleotides. Its product is annotated as keratin-associated protein 17-1. NCBI's taxonomy places the organism in Eukaryota, Metazoa, Chordata, Mammalia, Primates, Lemuridae. Bases 1 to 336 code for a protein of 111 amino acids. The record is from RefSeq and is a predicted model, not a curated record. The transcript has 2 exons.